CAGUCGAAAACCAGAGCCUAUAAAAGCGUAUGCAAAAUGCCACUUUAACAUCAGUGUUGUGACCUUCACCGGCGUCCCAAGAACAUAUUUGGAAAGAUCGGAAUAGUUGAAUUGAAACGUUUCAAAAAUGAAAAACUUGUGUGGAAUUCUACUUGGAAUUUGUUUCACCAUUGCUGGCACAAAUGCCGUUGACUAUUGCAGCGUAACCAUAUGCCCUUCGAAGAAUCACGUUGCUUGUAAUAAUACCGGUACGUUCAGCUCAACCUGUCCACCAGUUCAUAAUAUUGUUGCCAUGACGAAUGAACUGAAAGCCUUGUUGCUACAGAAACAUAAUAACGCUCGUAUGGACAUUGCAAAUGGCAAAAUAGCAGGAUUCUCCCAAGCCGAUCGAAUGAUCGAAAUGUCGUGGGAUGACGAAUUGGCUAGCUUUGCAGAAAUGAACGUUAAAACUUGUAAAAUGGAGCAUGAUAAGUGCAUGAAUACCGCUGUUUUCAAAUACGCCGGACAGAACCUGGGCUUGAGAUACUGGACUGAUCCCACAUCACAAAACAUCACAACGGAUGUUAGUGUAAUUUUCAGUCUAUGGUUCAACGAGUAUGUAAAUUGCAACAUGACUCAAAUCGCCAAAUUGAGCUCCACAAAAUCAGCCGAUGGAAAAACUUUCGGUCAUUUCACUCAAGUUGUCAUGGCGAAUUCUGCGAAACUAGGCUGUGCAGUUUCAUCGUAUGGUGAUACCGGUUACAGAUCAGGUCUUUUGGCGUGUAACUAUGCCCAGACGAAUAUGAUUACUUGGCCGGUAUACACUACUGGUGAACCGUGCUCGGGAUGCAAAUCGGGAUGCAGUGCCACGUAUCCAGGAUUGUGUAAUGCAAGUGAGGUAGUUUGAAAGGAUCGCCUGUCAAAUGUUUCCCGAAUUUCAAAUUGAUUGUCCUCGAAUAAAAGAUCAGAGCCUUAUUACAUCCUGCAUGUACGUAUAUUUACCAGAUAUUAGUCUUAGAAGUAGCUUUGAUUAUAAAUAAAUAUUUCCAACAACUUGAAUCUUGCCACUA
This is a messenger RNA of Bradysia coprophila, 1049 nucleotides long. Its product is annotated as venom allergen-1-like. The record is from RefSeq and is a predicted model, not a curated record. NCBI's taxonomy places the organism in Eukaryota, Metazoa, Arthropoda, Insecta, Diptera, Sciaridae.